CGAGGCCUCCCCCAUGUUCAUAUGUUGUUGUUUUUGCAAGAACCGGACAAACUACGGACUGCAGCGGACAUCGAUCGACUAAUUUCAGCAGAAUUACCAGACCCGGAAGAGGACCCAGUUGCAUUCGAGGCGGUAGCCAAUACAUGACUCAUGGGUCGUGUGGUACGUUGAACCCAAAAUGUCCAUGUAUGCAUGAUGGGCGUUGUACAAAGUACUAUCCUAAAGACUUCAACGACGACACAAUCAUUGGAGAAGACGGUUACCCACAAUACAGAAGAAGAAACAAUGGUCGGGUAGCACAAAAGAAUGGCCACACAAUUGAUAAUACCUCCAUUGUGCCAUACAAUGUGGACUUGCUGGUGAAGUAUCAAGCACACAUCAACGUCGAAGUAUGCAACAAAUACACAUGUACCAAAUACCUGUUCAAGUACAUGAACAAGGGUCCAGAUAUGGCACUAGCAACAGUUCAAGAAGUCACAGAUAGUGGAAUGCCAGGAGGACAACAAGCCAAUCCUGAACCCCCAAGAGACGAGAUAAAAUCGUACUUGCAAUGCAGAUAUGUAUCUGCUGCAGAAGCAUGCUGGAGAGUAUUUGGCUUCCCAAUACAAUAUAAAUACCCCCCAGUUCAACGCUUAAGUUGUCACCUAGAGGAAGAACAAAUAGUGAUGUUUGAAGAUCAUGAGCCACUGGAUCAAGUGCUUGAAAGAGUAGGACCAGCAAAGACUCCUCUCACCGGAUGGAUGGAAGCAAAUAGGAAGUACCCAGAAGCAAGAAAACUGACAUACCACGAUUUCCCAACUGAAUGGGUAUGGCAAAGCAAGGAAAGGAAAUGGAAAGGAAGAGAUGAAGGCUUCAAAAUAGGGAGGAUUUACUACGUCCACCCAGCAUCAGGGGAGCUUCACUACUUACGUAUGCUCCUUAAUAUAGUGACAGGAUCAACAAGCUUUGCAGAUAUAAGAACAGUAAAUGGCGUAGAAUUUGCCACAUUCAAGGAAGCUUGCAAUGCUUUAGGGCUUCUAGAAGGAGAUAGUGAAUGGCAUGAAGCUCUAAAGGCUGCGUCAUCUUGGGCUCAUGCCCCACAACUUAGAGAGUUGUUCGCCACAAUCUUAAUCUUCUGUGAAGUAACAAGUCCCAGUGACCUAUGGGAGAAAAAUUGGGAGCUACUAUCAGAUGAUGUCCAAUACCGGCAACGCAAGAGGUUUAAUUCUCCAAACAUUGUGCUAACAACAAACCAAGUGCAAAACUACGCAUUAUAUGAGAUAGAAUUGAUCCUUAACAGAAAUAACAGGAGCCUCACGAACUAUGGAAGUAUGCCAUUCCCGGACAUGUCUUUGGUGCAACAAACAUCAAACAGAUUGAUAUUGGAAGAGCAAAUGUUUGACAUCGCAACUCUAGCAGACGAAGCAUCUAAUCUAGAAGCAGGCCUAAAUCCAGAACAAAGCUCUGUGUACCAUCAGAUACUAGAAGUAAUAGAAAAUAGAAUAGGGGGGGUAUUCUUCAUUUAUGGUAGCGGAGGCACAGGGAAGACAUAUUUGUGGAGCACCCUAAUAUCAAGAAUUAGAUCUCAAGGUCAUAUUGUAAUCGCAGUGGUAUCAUCUGGAAUUGCAGCAUUAUUACUUCACUGUGGAAGGACGGCACAUUCACGCUUCAGCAUCCCAAUACAUUUAAAUGAGAACUCAUGUUGCAGGAUACCGCAAGGCUCAAACUUGGCAUUUCUGAUCCAAAGAGCAAGGCUUAUAAUAUGGGAUGAAGCUCCCAUGGUCCACAGGCAUGCCUUUGAGGCAGUGGACCGCACUCUACGUGAUAUUAUGCAGACAGUAAACCCAAGCGCUUCAGACAGGCCAUUUGGAGGAAAGACGGUUGUAUUAGGAGGCGAUUUUAGACAAAUCUUACCGGCGGUGCCACGAAAAGGAAGAGAAGACAUUGUUGAUGCAUCGGUCAGUAGGUCUCCAACAAUAUGGCCUCAUUGCAUCAUGUUUAAGCUGACUACAAACAUGAGAUUGCGGGGAAGCUCAACCACUGUUGGAUUAGAACAAAUGCAGGCUUUUAGCAAAUGGGUCCUAGAUGUGGGUGAUGGAAAAAUACCUACUACUGCCAAAAACGGGGAAGAUGAGGGCAGUUGGAUUCAAAUACCAACUGACCUACUGGUAAAAGACCAUGAAGAUAACAAGGUAGCCCUUGUGGAAGAAAUAUAUCCAGACCUUCUUCACAACUACAGAGACAUCAAAUACCUUGCUGAAAGGGCGAUUUUAGCACCUAAAAACGAAUAUGUAGAUGAAAUAAACAACUACGUUCUCUCGAUGAUUCCAGGAGUGGAAGGUGUAUAUAAAAGUGCUGAUAGAGUAAGCCCCCUCACAAAUAGAAGCUCAGUCGAUGAAGAUCUAUACCCAACAGAGUUCCUCAACACACUGCAAUUCCCCGGCAUCCCAAAUCAUGAGAUACGACUAAAGGUAGGUUGCCCAAUAAUCCUACUUAGAAACAUCAACCAGGUUGAGGGAUUAUGCAAUGGAACAAGGCUCAUCAUAACACGGUUGGAAGCAAUUGUAAUUGAAGCACAAGUGGUAACCGGGAAGAAUGUAAGACGCAGAGUGUCCAUUCCCUGGGUAGAGAUGACACCGUCUAAUCACGCACUGCCAUUCACUAUGAAGCGCAGACAAUUCCCCGUCAAGGUAUGCUUUGCAAUGACAAUCAACAAAAGCCAAGGUCAAACGUUCAACCGCGUAGGUGCGUAUUAGCCAGAGCCCGUCUUCAGCCAUGGACAACUAUAUGUGGCUGUCUCUAGAGUCACUUCUCGAUCUGGUCUCAGAAUUUGUAUAGGACGCCAUGGAAACGACACGGAAAACUCUACAGAAACAAAGAAUGUAGUGUACAGAGAGAUUUUUGACAAUGUAUAAAAAUAAAAAUAAAGAAGAAAGUCCAUUCUAUCCACAAGUGUAACAAAACCAAACCAAAGGAUGGGAACUUGCAUAAAUAUGUAGUACGCCCUAUUCUUCUAAUACGUGUAAUGUUUCUCUCGCAUCUUUCAAUAAAAUGAAUAAUAUGGUUACAAUUCCACAGCUUUAUUUAUUUCAUAUGUCCUGCAAUUCAUUUAUAAUCUGCUUAUAUGCUUACUUAACAUGUCAAGAAAACAACUCCUAAACUAACAUCUGAUGCAUU
Messenger RNA from Spinacia oleracea (spinach), 3156 nucleotides. RefSeq names its product ATP-dependent DNA helicase RRM3-like. The coding region runs from base 144 to 2735 and encodes 863 amino acids. The record is from RefSeq and is a predicted model, not a curated record. Lineage: Eukaryota; Viridiplantae; Streptophyta; Magnoliopsida; Caryophyllales; Amaranthaceae. Gene Ontology annotation, biological process: telomere maintenance; DNA repair. Gene Ontology annotation, molecular function: DNA helicase activity. The transcript has a single exon.